Molecule: messenger RNA, 453 nt
Organism: Penicilliopsis zonata CBS 506.65
Lineage: Eukaryota; Fungi; Ascomycota; Eurotiomycetes; Eurotiales; Aspergillaceae
Exons: 1
Coding region: 110-346 (78 amino acids)
Source: RefSeq, a predicted model, not a curated record
UCUGUCUGUACAAAGUAUCCAACUGUAUUGUACGUUUUGUCGUUCGACGGAGCGGCCCGUGACGUAACCAAACAAUUCAGGGGCUGGACACAACAACUUUCCUUCAUCAAUGGUCAACUUUUCUUGCCGAGUAUUCCUUUUCUUUUCUUUGCCUCUGCCUCUGCCUCUGCCUCUCAGGGAUGGCAUCUCCACUGGCUCCACCAGGAAUUCUCGCAAGUCUCAUCGACCCGACAAACCUGCUAGUUCCGUUCCAGCAGACGGGAAGGGGGGGGGCGCGUGGAAGAGCGAGGCCUCUUCCGCGGUGCUGGUGCGGUACUGCGUCGAUCAGAGUCUGAGUAUGGAAUAGUUAUCUAACGGAGUACAGAGUACUUUUGAGGUGACUCCUUGAUCUGUAUUUUAUUCCCUGCCAGAUGACUACAGGUUCAGAGUCACAGGAUCUCAAUUAUUGACGUG